AUGGGACCGCCAUACUUCCCCGUGUCGAACAAUGGCCAAGAUGCCACGCCGCCAAAGACGUACUAUGAGCAACAGCGCGAGAUGCUUGUUACUGAAAUUGCCCAAAGUCUAGAAGUCGUCCUUCAAAACAUCAACAAAUUGAAUCGUUCACUCGAGGAAGUAACGUCGGUGGGGAACGAGUUCGCACCCGUUGAGUCGCUGUGGAGUCACUUUGAGAACGUCAUGGCCAAGGACCCGAAUGAGCAACAGGAAGGUACGCAGGAAGGUACAACGGAACACGAAGGCGAGACAGAGUUGCCUCAAGAACGGAAAUGA
Alternaria atra is the source of this 315-nucleotide messenger RNA. RefSeq lists its product as uncharacterized. The transcript is spliced from 2 exons. Gene Ontology annotation, cellular component: mitotic spindle pole body; DASH complex; mitotic spindle. The record is from RefSeq and is a predicted model, not a curated record. Bases 1 to 315 code for a protein of 104 amino acids. Lineage: Eukaryota; Fungi; Ascomycota; Dothideomycetes; Pleosporales; Pleosporaceae.